UUGCCUUGGUUUGAACGGUUUAUACUCAGCGAAGUCGGGGGUUUCUAAGUCGUACUUGUGAUGGAAAGCAGAGAGGAGAUGGUGAUGCUGGCGGAGGGAGGUCAGCUCGCCAAGACCGGUUCUAGUUUGUCGGAGGGCAUGGUUAGAGAGUCGCAGCAGGGGAAGCAGAGUCACAGGAGCUGCCUGAGCCCCGGCGCAGCGCCCUAUUCCAGGGACAGGCGCGAGCUGCUGCUGGAGGAGAGCGCACGGAGGAGUAUGUGCGCCGACGUGAGGCCAGUUGGCGCGUCCUCAGCCGGCGAGAGGCACCGGACUGAUCACCCCCACAGAGACGGCAGCAGCUCAGACACAGAGUCGGACUUCUACGAGGAAAUUGAUGUCAGCUGCACGCCUGACAGCAUGGACUACCCGACUGCAAAAGGCAGACAUGGAGACUCUCCUGGUCACCCGAGUGAUACUGGUGCUGACCCGGGUAAAAACGUGCAGGGUCCGGGCUCUCUGUCUUACUCAGCUGACCAGAUUCGCCGGUACCGGACAGCGUUCACCCGGGAGCAGAUCGCACGGCUGGAGAAGGAAUUUUACCGGGAGAACUACGUGUCCAGGCCGCGGAGAUGUGAACUGGCGGCUGCGUUAAAUCUGCCUGAAACUACCAUCAAGGUGUGGUUUCAGAACCGCAGGAUGAAAGACAAGCGUCAGCGUCUGGCUAUGACGUGGCCUCACCCCGCCGACCCGGCCUUCUACACCUACAUGAUGAGCCACGCGGCAGCCACCGGGAACCUGCCCUACCCUUUCCCAUCGCACCUGCCGCUACCUUACUACUCCCACCUGGGUGUCGGAGCCGGCUCAGCUCCGGCCGCCACCCCUUUCUCAAACCCGCUGCGCUCCUUGGACAGUUUCCGGAUGCUGUCUCACCCAUACCAGAGGCCGGAGCUCCUGUGCGCCUUCAGACAUCCCUCCCUGUACCCGGGUCCGACUCACGGCCUCGGACCCGGGGGAACCCCCUGCUCCUGCCUGGCCUGUCACUCCAGUCAAACCAACGGUAUCUCAACCAGGCCGCCCGGCUCGGACUUCGCCUGCUCCCCAACAAGCAGAACUGACGCUUUUGUCACAUUCACGCCUUCAGUGCUCAGCAAAUCUUCACCUGUGACAUUAGACCAGAGGGAAGAAGUGUCCCUAACCAGAUAAAAUAACAAUAAAAUUAAAAAGAAUAAAAAACAAUUCUUCUAUAUAAGCCUUUACACCAUGAGCUUUUUAACAUAACAUAGGAUAUGUUCAGGAAUGAAACAGCAUGAAGUGGUAGCCGGUGAAAGCUUAAACCAUGGGGCAAAGAUAAUUACGCACAAAAGAUCCACCAUUAUACCGAGAACUAAAAAAAAGCCCACAGCAGAGGCGGGACAGUGAAGAUGGCGGCAUCACGGACACAAAACCACAUUUGAUUUUUAGAAGAUGAAUUUGAUGCGUGAAAGUGGAGGGACUCCAGUGAAACGUUUAAAUCUCCUUGAUGGAUGGCCUUACGGUUUUUAUCAUCACUUGUCUCUUUGCGUGUCCACAUCGACCUACAUGUACCGUUAGUUUUCGCGAGAAGGAUGCUUUCCAUCUCUCUUUUUUAACAAGGGGAUCUGUUAACAGACUGCGACCGUCUCAUCUCAUUAUAAGCAGCUCUCCACACCGGGGCCCUCCACGCCGGCACGGGCCGAAAUGUGCAGAUGCUAGUGAAAUUAGUAUGUGAUGUAUAUGUACGACCCGGUGAAUUUUGAGUGUUGAAUUAAUGAUAAUACCAAGGAAGGAAGGGAUCGUUGCUGCCAAAAGGUAACAAGGCGCCAAGGGAACGGAUUACUACAAUCCCGCACGGUUUGAAGAGAAGGAUGAGGAGGGAGGAGGAGGGAGGAGUGUACCCAGAAGAGGAUGGAGAGA
Solea senegalensis (Senegalese sole) is the source of this 1911-nucleotide messenger RNA. It is a transcript of the gene evx1, whose product is annotated as even-skipped homeobox 1. Gene Ontology annotation, molecular function: DNA-binding transcription factor activity, RNA polymerase II-specific; RNA polymerase II cis-regulatory region sequence-specific DNA binding. Bases 61 to 1182 code for a protein of 373 amino acids. Gene Ontology annotation, biological process: regulation of transcription by RNA polymerase II. The transcript has 3 exons. NCBI's taxonomy places the organism in Eukaryota, Metazoa, Chordata, Actinopteri, Pleuronectiformes, Soleidae. The record is from RefSeq and is a predicted model, not a curated record. Gene Ontology annotation, cellular component: nucleus.